AUGAUGAGAAAGUCGGAUGCGCUGGGUCUAGACCGACCGAAGGUAAAUGGUGGCAGUGUUUUGCCAAAAAACAUGUCAUUCCCUGAUUCAAUACGUUUGGACCCAAUUCGACUACCGCGUCCAACUAUUCUACGCGACGAUCCACCCCUUACUGACAUCAGCAGCCGACAACAGGACGUUUCGACGUACCCAAUUGGUCACUUUCGUACGCCGUAUGGAGCGUAUGCGGCCACCUACUCACCACAGUCAUUUCCAGAACAUAUAAGAUCUCGUCAUCUGAGUCCCGUCAAUGCACUGGAUACGUCCAAUCAGCCGGCACCCGUGAACGUGACGUAUUCUGGACGUUUGGUCACUGACCGAGUGCCACUGACUGAAGUUUGGCAACCAAUUCAACCUGACCCUUAUUUUUCUGACCCGCCAAUACGGACAACUCCUCCGAUUCCCAGAAUAACGACUUCUCCUCAGCAAGCAAACUCUCCCGUGCCAGCCGUGACAGGAACAACAGCAACGGUGACUGAUGCGGUACAGAGCUCCUACCAGUCAGCCGACCGAGCAACAAUUCGGGCUCGAGCCCUUUCCCGCAACUCGUUCCUCGGCUAUCAGCGUUUCAUCUUCCUAAUGGCCCGAUAUCCAGCUCUAGUGAUGGCUAUGGUGGCCUUGUGGAAUGUCACGGGACGAGGUAAAGGGAUGGCUAAAACCAGCACAGAAGAGAUCGCUUUCUAUGCUGCACUGGCCACCGCUGGCGUCGUACUGAUUUCACAAAUGCUGCUGCACAGCAAUCAUCACGGGUCCUACAAGAAAGCUCGGGCUAUGAGCUUCCUGUACCACUUCGCUAUGCUUGUGGCGUUCUGUACUGCUGUGGUUUCUGUGGUGUUCGCUGCGAUCAAUCUCAACAACUUCACAUCGGAAAAAACCCCUGCCACGACAUGCAAGUAUAAGCCAUGUUACAGUAACCGAGAACGACUCACCUACUUAGCAACUCUCGUAGGUUGCGGUGGAGUAAUCGUAUUGCUGGCGCUUGCCACUUUCUUAUAUGGAACUAUCGGAAUAAAUGUGUUGAAGAAACGCCUCGCUGAAGAGUACAGGAAAGAAGCCAGUCAACGUAGUUAUGAGAAUAAUGCCUUCCAGUACUAA
Cooperia oncophora is the source of this 1134-nucleotide messenger RNA. The record is from the annotation of a GenBank genome assembly. Lineage: Eukaryota; Metazoa; Nematoda; Chromadorea; Rhabditida; Trichostrongylidae.